Molecule: messenger RNA, 1105 nt
Organism: Tarenaya hassleriana
Lineage: Eukaryota; Viridiplantae; Streptophyta; Magnoliopsida; Brassicales; Cleomaceae
Product: thymidylate kinase
Exons: 7
Coding region: 45-914 (289 amino acids)
Biological process (GO): dTTP biosynthetic process; dUDP biosynthetic process; dTDP biosynthetic process
Cellular component (GO): cytoplasm; cytosol; mitochondrion
Molecular function (GO): ATP binding; dTMP kinase activity
Source: RefSeq, a predicted model, not a curated record
UUACCUUAAUAUAUGGCGGAAAAAUAGGAAAGAGGAAGAGGCACAUGAACCCUAAACAUUUCGCCACGACCAACCCUCAGACAGAUUCUCUUCCAAACCUCGUAGAGCAGGCUCUAGCAGGAAAGGGCAUGACCCGGGCUUGCUCGUUUUUGGGGUUUAAGGCUUUAAGGUUUGGAUCCCCGGCAGUGCGACAUUCCGUGAACUAUUCCUCACAACCCCUCAAGUACUCAAACUCGUCUGUCCGGAUGGAGAAUUGCAACUCUUCUGGUCUCAGAUGUGGGAGUAGUGAGCCAAGAGGCGCCUUGAUUGUUCUAGAAGGACUAGAUCGUAGUGGCAAGUCGACACAAUGUACUAAAGUUGUCUCUUUCUUGGAGGGUUUGGGACAUUCGGCUCAGUUAUGGAGAUUUCCGGAUAGAACCACGAGUGUUGGUCAGAUGAUAUCCGCAUAUCUCUCGAAUGAAUCACAGUUGGAUGAUCGCACAAUCCAUCUUCUAUUCAGUGCCAAUCGAUGGGAGAAAAGGUCAUUGAUGGAAGAAAAACUAAAAACUGGCACGACCCUUAUUGUUGAUCGCUACUCUUAUUCUGGUGUGGCUUUCUCUUCUGCUAAAGGACUCGAUGUUAAUUGGUGCAAGUCACCGGAGAUUGGGUUACUGGCUCCAGAUGUGGUACUUUAUCUUGACAUUUCACCUGAGAAAGCUGCUGAAAGAGGUGGCUAUGGAGGUGAGAGGUACGAGCAGCUAGAAUUUCAGAGAAAAGUUGCAGACGUCUACCGAACUCUCCGCGAUUCAUCGUGGAAGAUAAUAGAUGCAAGCCAGAGCAUGGAGGACGUGGAGAAGCAGCUCCAGGAAGCUGUGUUAGACGAAGUUAAAGAGUGUAAAACAGGAAAGCCCCUUUCUCCCCUCUGGUCAGCCUGAAGCUCCCUCUCGGCGUUUUCAACUCACGAUUUGCAUUCAUUAUAGUUUUUUUUUUUCAAGUUAAGUGGAAAAAGCCCAAUUUUCACUCGUUGGCCCAAGCCCAAUAUUCACACAAGGUCAGGCCCAUUAUAUACUUUUAAGCCCAAUUAUUAAAACGGCACGAAGUCCAUUUGAAGCCAACACCUUGUUUA